UCUGUUUUUGUGUGUGUGUUUUUGUGUGUGUGUGUGUGCGUGUGUGUGCGUGCAUGCAUGCCUGUGGGUGUUCAUCUGUGUGUGUUCCUCUCUAGGGAGUGUUGUCGGUUUUUUGGGGACGACGGGCUGACAGCCAAGGUGUUUUUCACUAAGGUGGCUCCGUUUGGCUUGCUGUGGAUCCUCACCAACUACCUGUACCUACAGGCCCUGAGGAAGAUCAACACCACAGACGUGUCAGCUCUGUUCUGCUGCAACAAGGCCUUCGUAUUCCUGCUCUCUUGGAUCGUACUGAGAGACCGCUUCAUGGGGGUCAGGAUCGUGGCGGCCAUCUUUGCCAUCGCUGGCAUCGUGAUGAUGACGUACGCUGACGGUUUCCACAGCCACUCUGUCAUGGGAGUCACCUUCGUUGUGGCCUCCGCUUCAACGUCUGCACUCUACAAGGUGCUCUUUAAAAUGGUCCUGGGCAGUGCCAAGUUUGGGGAGGCAGCGCUCUUUCUGACGAUCGUCGGCGGGGCUAAUUUUGUGUUCAUCAGCUUUGUGCCGGUCAUCCUGUACUUCACCCAUGUGGAAUACUUUGGUUCUCUUGAGGACAUCCCCUGGUUAUACCUCUGUGGGGUAGCAGGCCUGCUCUUUGCUUUCAAUAUCCUGGUGAACUUUGGCAUUGCCAUCACGUACCCCACAUUAAUCUCCCUGGGCAUCGUCCUGAGUGUCCCUGUCAAUGCCCUGGUUGACCUGUACACGUGUGAGAUCCACUUCAACGCAGUGCGUCUGAUCGCCGUGUUGAUCAUCUGCCUGGGCUUCCUGAUGUUGCUGCUUCCAGAGGACUGGGACCAGUGUUUCAUCCAGCUCCACGCUAAGCUGCAGAGUAAACGGGAGGAACCAGCCGAGGAGGAGGCAGGGCCCGGGUCCAGCCUCAACUGGAGCAGGAGAGCAAGGACCUCCAUGUCUACCUUUACACACUGACCACCGUUAAAUGUGGAGGGAUGGACGGACGGACACACUGAAACAGACAGCGGCAAACAUGCACACAAAUGGAUGAAUGAACAGAUGGACAGAUACAGACACACAUACAGUGUACACAUGCGCACACACACACACACACACACACACACAC
Molecule: messenger RNA, 1114 nt
Organism: Salvelinus namaycush (lake trout)
Lineage: Eukaryota; Metazoa; Chordata; Actinopteri; Salmoniformes; Salmonidae
Product: putative thiamine transporter SLC35F3
Exons: 6
Coding region: 58-963 (301 amino acids)
Biological process (GO): transmembrane transport
Cellular component (GO): membrane
Molecular function (GO): transmembrane transporter activity
Source: RefSeq, a predicted model, not a curated record